Molecule: messenger RNA, 4863 nt
Organism: Linderina pennispora
Lineage: Eukaryota; Fungi; Kickxellomycota; Kickxellomycetes; Kickxellales; Kickxellaceae
Exons: 1
Coding region: 1-4863 (1620 amino acids)
Biological process (GO): sister chromatid cohesion
Cellular component (GO): nucleus; cohesin complex; chromatin
Molecular function (GO): chromatin binding
Source: RefSeq, a predicted model, not a curated record
AUGAGCUCAAGACGCCGUUCUACGCGUGCCGCCAAGGCCCCUGAGCGGCUUGAUUCCACGCCAGCCACGCCCAAAAAGCGUGCAAGCAAGACGCGUUCAGCAAGGGCCACCACCAGCAACAAGCGCCAAAAGACGCCGAGACGCACGGCUGCGCAGCAGAGCCGCGUCAGCGACGACGAUGACGACGAGAGCGCGUCAGAGGUAGCCGAUUCGGAUAACGAGGAUGAUCUUGACGAGACCAGCGAUUAUGAGGCCAGGUCGAAGCUGGCUUCACGCACUCCUCGCAAGCAGAUAACUGCAGCAAAGAAGCCGAGGGCCACGCCGCAGCAACAGCAGCAGCAGAAGAAGAAGAAGAAGAAGCAGGCAGACAAGGCCGCCGAGGCUCCGACUGGCGCAGACAUGGAGAUCACAGCCGACGAGUCGCUGCUGCUUUCGACGAUCCAGGACGACAAAGUCGCGUUGGCCCAGGUUGCAUCCGACUGGAUUGACUCGUACCGCGACAACAUUGAUGAGGCGCUAUGCGAGCUUAUCAACUUUGUGCUCAAGCUCGCGGGCUGCCCCAGCAAGAUCGCCGAAGGGGCGGUGUACGAUGCCGACGAGAUUGGCUCGGUGCUCGAAGGCUUGCAGAAGCAGUGCAUCGCGGUGCUGAAGCAAGGCGGGGCGUCGAGCGCGGAGAUUGCCGACGGGCUACUGAUGGGCAAGACCAAAGAGCAGCGCAAGUUUCGCAAGAACACGCUUCAGUUUGUGGCCAAGGUGGUUGAGAUCGGCCAGCACCAGCUUGUCUUUGACCAGAUCAACGAGGAGAACAGCCUGUCGACGUUCACCGAGAUCCUGCUGCAGUGGCUGGUCAAUAUGGCUGGGUCCUCGUAUCGCCCAUUCAGGCACAUCGCAACGCUGAUCACCAUGGCUGUUCAAUCGGCGCUGGUGGGCAUUCGUGUGCGCAUCAGCGCUGAGCAGCAGACGACGCACCGUCAGCUUGAGGCAGAGCAGAGUCGCUUGUUCAAGUCCAGACGCAGCAACCGCGAGUCGGCUCGUGGCGAACAGCUGCGCACGCGUGUCGCCACCCUGACAGAGCAGGACGAGCUGGCAGAGGCUGCAUUCAAGGCGUUCUACGACACCGUGUUUAUCUACCGCUACCGCGAUGUACAUGCGAUCAUCCGCUCGGAAUGUCUGGUGCCGCUAGCGUCGUGGUGCCGCGCCUACCCGGCAUCUUAUCUGGAUACCGAGUAUUUGCGCUACAUGGGCUGGUCGCUCAACGACAGAGACCCUCGUGUGCGCGAAGUCGCACUGCUGGCGAUUGCCGGUCCACUGAUCCAGGGAAGGCCCAGCACCAGCAACCAGGGAACAGUGGGUAGCGGUGUGGGCACGCUGAGCGGCGUCGACUCGGUUUCUGAGGACUCGAUUACCGAGGGCAUCCGACCGUUCAUUGUGCGGUUCCUGCCCCGGCUGGUUCAGAUAGCCGUGGGCGACGUGGACACCAGGGUGCAAGUUGCUGCACUCAAACUGUUGUCGCUUCUGGGUAAGCACGACUACCUUGAUCCGACCGCACGUAUCGGCGAUAUCCGGUAUGCGAAGCGCCAGGCGGGCAGCAAUGGGGAAGGCUCGACCAAACCCAAGAAGAAGAGCACCAGCAAGCGCAAGGCGAGCAAGCGCAGCCGCGGAUCGUACAAGAACUCGCUGUCACAGCAAAUGCUCGAGGAGUCAAGCAGUGAGAGCGACAGCGAUGACGACGAAGAAGGUGAAGGCGAGGAUAACAACACGGCCACCAACAACCUGAGCGACGCGGAUCCCAGCAUGCUGCAUCUGCAGACACUGUACAGCAACAACGAGGACUUGGAGGAUAAUGCGCUGCCUUGCCCGCACCACACGGUAAUGACGUACCUGGCACCGCUUGUCGCACACACACACGCCACGGUUCGUGCAGCGGCUGCAGAUAUGGUUGCAUGGUGGAUCAGGCAGGACUGGAUUACUUCAGCGCACACUAUGGCCUUUGGUGUUGAUUCGGCAUUAAAUGGUAGCGGACUGAACCUCGAUGACGAAAGUGAAGAGGUGGAGCCAGCCAGGGAUGCCGAUGACGACGAGGACAUGCCGCAGGUGACUGACGACAUGGGCGGUCUGGAGGGCGACGCCAGCGCCACCAUCACCGAUAUUCUCGAGACUCCGGCCAGAAGGAAGCGCGCUAAGAAAUGGCUUCUGUACAAGUCGCUGGGUGCCUUCCUAUGGCGCCUGGCGUAUGCAGAUCAGCAGAAAGCGCGCGAUACCAGUGACACAGCCGACGUCGAUGGGAUGGAUGCUGAGGCCAAGCAGCAGUGGGUGCUUGAGCAGGCGGCGUCACGCAUCGAGGAGAUCUGGUCCACACCCGCUUCGUCUCUUGGGUUUUCGCUGAGCGAGGAGACUGUGGCUGCCCUCGCGGGCUGUACCAUCGGAGAUACUCCGGCAACGCCUCUUGAUGCGGAGAUCGAAAGGGCUGUGGGCGCCAACACCGGAACAGUGCUCCCGCGGCUGGUUGCAGCGGCGCAGGCACUCUACCACAAGCUGCCUGAGCUCGCUGAUGUCGAUACCAUCUCGUCAUUCUUGACCUGGGACCACUCGACACGGGCUACUAGCAGCGGAGAGCCAGUAGCACUCUCGCGCUUCUCAUUAGCCCCGGCUGAGGAGACGGCGCUGCUGCAGUCGUAUGCGGUAUGGGUGCUGGAGCGCAGCAAAACAAUCAGCGACAAGCUCAAGCGGGUGCGCAACAAGAAGGAGAAGGCUGAUUUGGAGGACGAGCUGCGGGCGCCGUCCAAGCAGUGGCAAUCGACAAUGGUACCAUUGCUUGAGCGUAACAUUGACAGCCCAGCCAGGCUCCUUCCGCUGGUUUUCUUGGCCGCUGAGUCGCUGGAUCCACAGGUUCUGUUUGACGCAAACAGGACAGCAGCGCUGCAGGACAUUGCCAGGAACCUGAUGCUGGUGCUCGAUCGCUAUGGUGGCAACGUGCGGCUGGCGCGGCUGGUUGUCGGCUUCUUGGAGCGUGUCGAUGCGACUAAGAUUCUGCGUGUAGCCGAUGAAAUGGCCGAGGACACUGAUGGCCAAGGGCGGACACCGGCAGCCACUACGCCCGGUCCGCUGGUCAGCAAGGCAGCGCAGUCGACCGUUGCUGCGCUGUCAACAGCUGUAGCUGCUGUGCCUGAGACUGGUGUUCGCGCCAGCUCCUCUGCAUAUGCCGACGUUUACGCCCGCGUUGUCGCCCUGCGCUCGUUUAUCCAUACCAAAGACAUUUCGGCGCUGAUGGCCGCCAGCGGCGAGUCUCCUGGAACCAUGAAUGAGCACAUGGACAUCUGCGAUCGCUCUCCCGAGUGUGCCAUUGAGCAAGUUUUUGCGUUACUCGCCUCGGCAGCACGGAGCCUCAGCUCGCAAACAGUGCCUGAGAGCACAGCUUUGGCCGCACUCGACACUGCGUAUCACUUCCUGCUCUGGCGCGCGCUGAAUCUUGACAGGCUGCUUGUACAAGGAUCUGGCAAACCCUACAGCGAUGCUGACCCGACGCCAUUCUGGCAGCGCGUCGACGCAUCUGCCAAACAACUUGUGUGCGAUCGCGACACACUUGUUGCAAACUGCAUGGAGCUGGCCGACAUCACUGGUACAAACUACCGGCGGCUGCGCGAGCUGGCAUUCACCGUGCUGGGCAACACGACCAAGCUGUUUACUGGCAGUCUGGCACGCCGCCCUGCAGAGCCGGCUGUCGAAUCUGCGGCCAUCCGCCACACUGCAGCACUGCGUCGCACGCUGAGCAUGCCCAGCAGCUUCUCAGUGCAGCAGCGACUCGCACAGUUCUUUGGCCACAAGGUGUCGACGUGGUCUGGCCUGCUGUCGUCGCUGUCAGGAUAUGAGCCUGAGCUUUCUGGAGACCUGGCUGCCACUGCACCUUGGUACCAGGCAGCGCCAUCAUCGUGGAGCACAGCUUACGCACGGUUCUGCGGGCAGUCGGCCGAUUGGGCCCAGUGGCUCGGUGCGCGCAUCGUGCCUGCUGCACAGCUCUCGCUGCUUGCCGCUCAUACCGGCAUGCUCGGACUCGAGCCAUUAGAGAAGAGGCAGCAGUAUGCGGUGGAUGGUGACCAGGCCAAGCACCACCACAGGCCGCGGCGUAUUGCUGGAUUCGUCACACUGUCUGCAUUUGACCAUAUCGUUCAGGCAGCCGUGGACGCACUGAAGCCGACUCUGGUCGUCCAGAGCAGUCGCGAAUCAGCUAUGACCGCUUACGAAUCAGCUAUGCGUGCGUGCCACCAGACAAAUUUAGCGACUGCCGAUUCACCUAUGGCAGACUCUGUCAACGUGGCAACGCUGGCUCGCUUUAUAGCCACUGCGCUGAAGACUGUCUCACCAGCCACUAGCCGUGCUACAGCUGCGGAUGCUCCGAGUUUCGUGCUUGCACCCGUGGUUAUCGGCAACGAGUGGGUCAAGCACCACAAGCAAGCCAUUGAUUUCGGUCUCUCGCUCGCAAUUCCUGCGGCAGCUGAGGCGGAGAACGGUGAUGCCGGCAUUCAGUCCCGGGAACCUGCCAGCAGUGAGACCUGGGAGACCAAGGCAGCGCCGUGGUUUGUCGCUCUGAGCCAGACUGUUGCAGGCAUUCUGAGACCGCGCCAUGCCGAAACCCUGAAUCGGCACCUGGAUGCGGAGCUCAAAAAGCACAGGCUGAUCCAAGGCAGCGACGAUACGGCUGAGGACUGUGAGCACGCGAUUAAUGCGGUUGCGUCCUACCAGAAGGCUCUGGACAAGGAGCUGGCAAAGCUGAGCGCUAUUAAUGCGCGCAUGGCUGAGGUGCGUGCAGCUACUGAGCCCGUGCUUGAGAUGCCCACGUCAGACGGCAUGGAUGUUGACGAGUAG